AUGGAAGACAUCAGGGCUAACCCAGACAUUCCUGGGAAAGCACUCAAUGAACUCCUUUUUCAGAGAUAUGACAUCUACAUGAGGCAGUCAACCUUGUACAGGUUAAAGAGCUAUGUGAUUGAGCAGUUGUUUGGAGGGCAUGAUGAGUCAUAUAGACUACUGCCAAUGUAUGCUAAGAUGUGCAUAGAAACAAACCCAGAGUCCAAGGCUUUUUGUGCAUGGAAUGAAACAGAGUCUAUCCCUAAACAACUUCAAUUUUCAAGCCUUUUUAUAUCAUUCACUGGACAAUGGAAAGGUUUUUUAAGGGGUGUUAGACCUUUAAUUGGUGUAGAUGGAACCCACCUUAAAGGUAACUAUGGGGGGGUAUUGCUCUCUACUGUGGGAAUAGAUGGCAAUAAUGAGAUCUUCCCCAUAGCAUAUGCUGUAGUUGGCCAAGAAGACAAGCAGUCAUGGACCUACUUCUUUUGGCAUUUGCUGAACAUUGUAAAAGAUUCAUCAAGAGAGCAUUGGACUAUUAUUUCUGAUAGGCAAAAGGGAGUUGAACUUGCACUAGAACAAGUAUGGCCAAAAGCUGACAGGAGGUUCUGCUAUAGGCAUCUAAGUAGAAACUACAAGAAGCUAUUUCCAGGCCCUAUGAUGUAUGUUCUAUUCUGGAGAGCAUGCAAUGCUUCUUCAACUUUCACAUUCAGGAAAGCUAUGGAGAAGUUGCAAAAAGCAGGAGGAGAUGAUGGCAUGACUUGGUUUGCAGAAUUGGGAGAGAAGUCUAAGUGGAGUAAGCAUGCAUUUGACCCAAAUGUUUGCAAUGACUCCAAUACAUCCAAUUUUGUAGAGAGCUUCAACUCUACUCUAGGGGUGAAUAGGUGUAGGCCUAUUUUGACUUUGCUAGAAGGUAUUAACCCACCUCUUACUGUAUUAACAUUGUCAUUUUAUUCUGAUUUGGUUUGUUUUUCUAAGUAA
This is a messenger RNA of Chenopodium quinoa (quinoa), 957 nucleotides long. RefSeq lists its product as uncharacterized. The record is from RefSeq and is a predicted model, not a curated record. NCBI's taxonomy places the organism in Eukaryota, Viridiplantae, Streptophyta, Magnoliopsida, Caryophyllales, Amaranthaceae. Gene Ontology annotation, biological process: DNA transposition. Gene Ontology annotation, molecular function: DNA binding; transposase activity. The coding region runs from base 1 to 957 and encodes 318 amino acids. The transcript is spliced from 2 exons.